Harpegnathos saltator (Jerdon's jumping ant) is the source of this 4314-nucleotide messenger RNA. Its product is annotated as lateral signaling target protein 2 homolog. Gene Ontology annotation, molecular function: metal ion binding. The transcript is spliced from 7 exons. Gene Ontology annotation, cellular component: early endosome membrane. The record is from RefSeq and is a predicted model, not a curated record. NCBI's taxonomy places the organism in Eukaryota, Metazoa, Arthropoda, Insecta, Hymenoptera, Formicidae. Bases 334 to 4188 code for a protein of 1284 amino acids.
UCGUCAUCAUUACCAUCAUUAUCAUCAUCAUUGUCUUCAUUGUCGUUGUGAUUGUCAUCGUCGUCAUCGUAGUCGUCGUCGUCGUCCUUGUCGUUCUCUUUAUCGUCACAUCGUUAUUGCAAUCAUCAUCGUCGCCGCUGUCGUUUUUGUUGUUUUCAUCAUUGCUUGUCGACACUAAAUUAGUUGUCAUUUGAUAAAUCCUUAGAAUAAAGGACAUGUCAUCGUGGCCACCGCGAGUAGUGGUUCGAUCGCGGCGGGCACAGUGACGACGAUUUCGUCAGUGCAGCAUACACGCUUCGUCGCCAUCGAUGACGUCAGCUGCCGUCUCACGAUAUGGAGUCCAUCAGAAAAUGGUUUUACAGACCUAAGAGGGAUGACACAAGUCUACUGGCUCAAUUCUUUUAUGCCGAUGAAUCAUUGAACGCGGUUGCCUGCGAGUUGGACUCCUUUGAUGGUCGUCAGGAGCCAGAGAGAUGCACGUCAUUGGUGAAUCAGUUGCGACACUGUCAGGACAAGGUGUUGACAAUCUGUAAUCAAAUAAUGGACGAUCUGAUCCCAGAAAGUAGAGCCAACCGAGAUUUCAGAGUGAAGUUUCCUGAUGAUGUCAUGCAGGAAAAUCUGGCCGGACAGUUGUGGUUCGGUGCGGAGUGUCUAGCUGCUGGUUCAUCAAUUAUGAACAGAGAGGCUGAAAGCUUAGCUAUGAGACCGCUAGCAAAAGCUCUCACCAAGUCGCUGGAAAUUGUCAGGAAUCUGUUAAGAGAACAUGCGCUCAAAGGCCACAUGAACUUGAAGUAUCUUUUUCAGACGCAAAACCCGCUUGAACCAUCUCUGGAGAAGCUUGUGGAAUCUUUGAAGAUCUUUGAUCGACUCUUCGCCGAUUUUGAACUAUGCUAUGUCGGCGCUAUGGUACCAGUAAAAUCAACGAAGGAAUAUGAACAGCAGGAGCUCGUAUGUGUACUGUUCUCGGAAACUUUACAAAGAGCGCUCGAGCGUGGAUUGUUGGACCAAGCGGACGUGGAUAAUUAUGAGCCAGCUUUGAUGUUCACCAUUCCUCGUCUGGCCAUUGUCUCCGGACUUUUAGCACCGCCUGGAGGACCGUUGUGCCUCAAUUCACCUGAUACUAUAAGCGAGAUGUUUAGGCCGUUUAGGACCCUUCUCCUUAAGAUAAGAGAACUACUGUGGACAUUAAACAAUCGCGAAUUGUACAUGUUGGAGAAGUUAUUGUGCUCGAAUGAGGAGCCAUCAAGCUCGAUUACGCAGUCAAGCAAAUCGGCGUGUCAGGAUAUACCUGAUUUGGAGGAGUUUGUUCAUAAUUUUUAUACUGGUUAUCCGAACUGUAAAGAAUUUAUCGUGGAUUUUUACACCGUAACGAGAAACGCAGGCAACAAUAUGGAUGAGAUAGCGAGCGACGCAGUUCAGUCGUUAGGCGAAGGAAGCGGUAAAAUAACCGAUCAACCAGUGACGAUGGAGGAUCGCGAACAAGAAGAAGAGGAUUCUAAAGAAGAAAAAAACACAGAUACAGAAAGUAGGCACGAAGACUUAAAUGUAUCCUUAGACAGAUGUGAUAAUAACAUAACCUGUAAUAGCAGCGAAAAGACGCAAAGUGACGAAGAAAAUGUUGAUGAGGAGGGACCAUAUAGGCGCGAGAAACUCCCGACCAUUUGUUUGCGCAACGACAGACAAUUUCCCUGUAAUCGCGAUUCCGAUUGCGAUGUAACAUACGAAAACAACAACAGUGACAGGAGUUUUGAUUCAACGGCAGAUGAUAGUAACAUAGUGACAAGAUUGGACGUAGCUGAAAAUAACGUUCCAAACAUCAUCCAAGAUACGAUAAGCAACGUACGAGAAAAUGAGGAAAACUUCAUUACUUCUAACGUGACUCAGAUGUUCGAGGACACCAACAACAUUGAAAUUCCUCAAACUACUCAGUAUCUGCUUAAUCAGGUAUCCCGCGAUAACACAUCCAUCAUGAAUGACAGCGCAACUGCGCACAUGCAGAAUUCUCUGCCCGAUCUGGAUUCCAAGAAACUCAUCUCGGAAGCGAAUAAGACUCUCUCGAACUUUCUGUUGGACGUCGCUGGCGAGUGCCAGAACGAGAUCUCGGAGCAAACGGACUCCGGGAUAUGUACGGUAAUCUCGUCUGAAAACACGAGUCUGUACGACAAAAGUCCAGAAGAGAAGAAGACUUUCGCCAACGAGAUUCAACAAGAUGAAGAAGGGGGACGCGUGUCUGACGAGGAGGAGGACACGCAGGAGAACACCAGCUACUCGUGUUCGAACCUGAACUCGCCCACUAAGCGGAGAAACUCCACUGCUGUUUCAGAGAAAUGUGUCUGCGGCACGAGAGGCAACAACAAAAGCUCGAACGUGCCAUUAGAUCAUUCGAUCGAGGUAUCCAAUUUGCAUGCAAAUGCCGGAGAGACGCCCGACAAGAACAUUCCACGAAUAUCGUCGAAUUUCGACGGCACUAAUGAAGAGUUUAUAGGCGUGGCAUACGGUAAUGGCCACGUGACGCUUUGUGACUCCAAUCAGUCUACCUUUCAGAUCAAUUACUCUGAGAACUGGGAAAAUCUCAAUUUGAACAUCGACGCAUCGAGCUCGAGAAAAGAAUUCUGGGGCGACCUCAAGUGCGAAAACUGCCCGUCUACUUCGCAGAAUAUAGACAAGAUAGGCAAUACAAUUGAGAAGUACGCGCAGGAUAAGAAGAAAACGAGAGACGAGAGACAGCGACGGCGACACCACCAGCACAAGCUGGAUCGAAACGCACAGAGAAUUCAUCACAGCCGACAUCAAGGAGAAAAGAGGCAAAAUGUGCAGAUCGUGCGGUCAGCUACGAGUACUGAAAGUUCUAGGUCAAAUUCGACAGAUCGUUGCUUGAAUCCAUCUCGAUUAACUAGCUUUGGCGCUAGCCUGCAUCUUGGUCAAAACACCAGACAGAUGCCAAACUUCGGAAGUCACAGUCCGCACAUGAGUCCUAGACUUCAUCACUUUGAGGCACCGCGUAGCAAUGCAGCCGGGCAACGUUGUUGUAACGUCGGAACACAGGUGAAUAGGAGCUCCGCGUCGCCUCAGAGCAAGAAGUUGUUAGAUCACAGAAGAUCCAAGUCCGAGCAGAUCGUUAAAAUGAAGAGAAAGGACGUCGUUGAGAAAAAAGACAAAUAUGAAAGAGUGAGCGCGCAUACGAAGAGAAAGUUAGGGAAUACAAGUUCUAAUAAUAAUCUUAUGAACGACGGAUUGGGUCCGAGAACGGACAAGAGCGGUCUAGUGACGGAAACUUCCGCUUCCUGCACAACUACGCCACCGCGGAAUGUUCGACGUGAGUUUGCUAAUUCUGCACGGGGCAGUAAUUCACGGAGAUCUACGCGAUCCGCAAGACUAGUCAACGCGCCCCCAAUAUCACACGGCGUGACAACUUUAAAUUCUGAACAAUCGCUGAACUACAAUAAGACCGACGUGGCUUCGAGCUCCAGCUGCUCGAGCUGUUACGGCGACUCUAGUUCGGAAACCAGUGAGUUUCACAGCGAUUGCCAGGACGAUGAGGAGAUUGCACUAGCGAUGCAGGCCGCCGAGAUUGCAAAUAGAAAUCAGAUCAGAGCAAAGUUUCGGUCCUCGGAAGAUUUGGUGCACCGCCUUUUCGUUUGCAUAGCCGGUGUGGCGGAUCAGUUGCAAACAAAUUUCGCGUCCGAUCUGCGGAAUAUCUUAAAGUGCGUUUUUCUUAUGAACAGUAGUCAGAUAAUAGAAGACUCAGAAGCGAAAGAUCAGAGUCCAGCCACGACGAAUCAACCGGCGAUGGACAAUACGUUAAGCGAGACGACGAUGGAGACGGGAGAUAAUCACGAUCGGCAACAAGAGUCUUUACCGGAAUACGAGGAGGAUAUGGAAGAAACCAUAUCAACGCAUGAACGAAUUUCUCCCGUCACCGAAAGAGGAGAGGAAUGUGUGGAGAGGGCACCCGCCUGGGUACCGGACAACGAUGCUCCGAGAUGUAUGGCCUGCCAAGCUGGAUUUACGGUAGUGCGACGCAGGCAUCACUGCCGAAACUGUGGCAAAGUGUUUUGCGGCCGUUGCAGCAGCAACAAUGUUCCAUUGCCGCGUUAUGGACAUACGAAGCCCGUCAGAGUGUGCAACAGGUGUUUCUUAUACCAAGUGACGCCGUUCACUGUUUCCCAAGUCACGUCCACCAGCUGAACGUUGCCGCUGAGUCUCUUUCUGUCUCUGGCCUCUUAUCAAUUUAAUUACUUUUCACUAAUUUUCCUACGUGUAUCGGGUUGUCUGGAGAAUUAUUCCUUCAAUAGAUAUCCAUUUCUCACGAAA